CAAUGCCCGCGCAGUAUUUCUUUAAAUUAUUUUCUUUACUUUGACGAUAGUAUAAUAAAAUGUUUUUGAAAUUUUACAAGGGUUUGUGAACAAAUCUCUUAUUUAUAAAUGUGCUUAAAAGUAUACCGGCAAAAGCCGCUAGAAUUUUGCAAUACUCCACACCCUCAAAUGGAAAGUGCUCAUUACGACAAAGAUUAAAAGGCACGAAGGAAUCUUACACACAAAUAACAACAUUAUAAGAUACCUAGUGCCUUUGAGGUGUUGUAGUUACGAAUUGAUAGCGACUAUUUGGAUGACGUGUGAAUAUAUUUCUACAUCUUCAAACAACGAUUUUUAAUAUUUAUAUUCUAACAAUGGCUCGUCCGUUUUACGAAACGCAUUUAGUUCCAAUUGUAGUUGGUAUUGCAGCUGUGGUGGUGGGUGCUGCCAUCAUUAAUUACAUUCUUAAUAAGAAGUCGUCGAAACCACGACCUGAACCCAAUCGCACCGCUCGCCUACGCACACUAGUUGAUCCAAAUGACAAAUAUCAGUUGCCAUUAAUUGAGAAAGAAAUUCUUAGCCACGAUACUCGACGUUUUCGGUUUGGUUUACCAUCGAACCAACAUGUUCUUGGAUUGCCCGUUGGACAGCACAUUCAUUUGAUCGCAACCAUAGAUAACGAAUUGGUCAUUCGUCCUUAUACUCCAAUAUCCAGUGAUGAUGACGUUGGUUAUGUCGAUUUGGUCAUUAAAGUAUAUUUUAAGAAUGUUCAUCCAAAAUUCCCAGGAGGUGGUAAAAUGACACAAUAUUUAGAUCAAAUGAAUAUCGGCGAUAAGAUCUCCUUCCGUGGUCCUUCCGGACGAUUACAAUAUCAAGGUCAAGGCCGUUUUCAAGUUAAGAAGCUUCGAAAAGAUCCACCAAAGACCGUUAUAGCAAAGCGUGUAAAUAUGAUAUCCGGUGGCACUGGAAUUACACCAAUGUUACAGCUAAUACGGGAUGUUCUAAAACACAAUGAUAAAGACAAAACUGAACUUGCCCUAUUAUUUGCCAAUCAGAGUGAAGCCGAUAUUUUGUUGCGUAACGAAUUGGACGAAUUAGUCAAAAAAUAUCCAGAUCAAUUAAAGGUGUGGUAUACGAUUGAUAAAGCUUCUGAAGGCUGGAUAUAUGAUGUAGGCUUUAUAAACGAUGACAUGAUUAAACAACAUCUUUUCCCGGCUUCUGAAGAUACUUUGGUGUUAAUGUGCGGUCCACCACCAAUGAUAAAUUUCGCUUGUAAUCCAGCUUUAGAUAAAUUGGAAUUUCAUCCAGAUACCAGAUUCGCAUAUUAAAAAUAUAUAAACAAGUUAUGUUGAUUAUAGAGUCGUCCAUAUUCCUGAAUAAAAUAUGCACUAAAGUACUAUAUAUGUAAUUAUAAAUGUGCAUGGCAAUAAAAAUUAUUAUCUUGUUAUUAAUGCUGUUGGUUAAAUAUAUAGUCAAAUUGCAGACUCAUUACGUAAAUGACUAUCAAAGCAUUGUAAAAACUUAUUGAAUUGUAAAGAAAAUCAUAAAUUAAAAAUAAUUAAUUUUAUUAUUUUGCAAUAAACUCGAUUCUUAUAUCUCUAAAAA
Molecule: messenger RNA, 1584 nt
Organism: Bactrocera tryoni
Lineage: Eukaryota; Metazoa; Arthropoda; Insecta; Diptera; Tephritidae
Product: NADH-cytochrome b5 reductase 3
Exons: 6
Coding region: 354-1307 (317 amino acids)
Cellular component (GO): mitochondrion
Molecular function (GO): oxidoreductase activity; FAD binding
Source: RefSeq, a predicted model, not a curated record